Platichthys flesus (European flounder) is the source of this 3252-nucleotide messenger RNA. It is a transcript of the gene p4ha1b, whose product is annotated as prolyl 4-hydroxylase, alpha polypeptide I b. Gene Ontology annotation, molecular function: iron ion binding; procollagen-proline 4-dioxygenase activity; protein binding. The transcript is spliced from 15 exons. The record is from RefSeq and is a predicted model, not a curated record. NCBI's taxonomy places the organism in Eukaryota, Metazoa, Chordata, Actinopteri, Pleuronectiformes, Pleuronectidae. The coding region runs from base 121 to 1764 and encodes 547 amino acids. Gene Ontology annotation, biological process: peptidyl-proline hydroxylation to 4-hydroxy-L-proline. Gene Ontology annotation, cellular component: endoplasmic reticulum.
GAAGAGCCCGGUCCCUGCUCAUCUCUCUGCCCGAUCCCAGUGCGACCCAGUCCGGCUGCAGCAGCUGAGGGAACCCGACGACCCGACCUCUCUCUCGCAGUCUUGCUAACUCCCCCCUGGAUGCUGCCGUCAAGGAUGGAGCUGUUAAGUUGGUGCUUACUGUUGCUGAGCGGCCUGCCGUUGCUCUCGGCCCACAACGAUUUCUUCACCUCCAUAGGCCAGAUGACAGAUCUGUUAUACACAGAGAAAGACCUCGUCACCUCUCUAAAGGACUACAUCCUGGCAGAGGAGAACAAGCUUGAACAGGUGAAACGGUGGGCUGAUAAGUUGGAGUUGUUGACAGCCGCAGCCAUGCAGGACCCCGAGGAAUACCUGGGGCAUCCGGUGAACGCCUUCAAACUGAUGAAGAGACUGAACACAGAGUGGGGGGACCUGGAGAGCCUUGUCCUCAGCGACACCACUGAUGUAUUUAUUUCCAACCUCACGAUCCAGAGAAAGUACUUCCCCACAGAUGAGGACCAAACCGGGGCGGCUAAAGCUCUCCUCCGGUUACAAGACACAUACAGAUUGGAUGCCAACACAAUCUCCAUAGGAGACCUACCUGGAGUGACACACAAGAUCCGUAUGACAGUAGAGGACUGUUACGAGUUGGGGAAAAUCGCCUACUCCGAUGUCGAUUACUACCACACAGAGCUGUGGAUGGCCCAGGCCCUGAGGCAGCUCGAUGAGGGAGAAGAGUCCACCUUAGAUUCGGUGACGGUGCUCGACUACCUCAGUUAUUCAAUCUACCAGCAGGGGGAUAUAGAUCGAGCCCUGGUGCUCACCAUGAGGCUGCUGGAACUGGACCCAGAGCAUCAGCGGGCCAAUGGCAACAGAAAGUACUUUGAGUUCCAGUUGGAGAAGCAGAAAAAGGCUGCGGAGAGUGAAAGUAUAGUAAAGAAGGAGCGAGGCAAAAGAGAAACUGGUGAAAAGAAGAAGUCUAGAAAGAACGUCACCAAUCAGCUGCUUCCUGAGAGGAAGAAGUAUGAGAUGCUUUGCCGCGGGGAGGGCAUCAGAAUGACCCCCCGUAGGCAGAGCCGACUGUUCUGUCGUUACUUUGACAACAAACACAACCCCAAAUAUGUGCUGGCACCUGUCAAACAGCAAGAUGAGUGGGACCGCCCCUACAUUGUCCGCUACCUGGACAUCAUCUCAGACAAAGAAAUGAGUAUGGUCAAGCAGCUGGCAAAGCCAAGGCUGCGCAGAGCCACCAUCUCCAACCCCAUCACAGGAGUGCUGGAGACUGCUCCAUACCGGAUCAGCAAAAGUGCAUGGCUCACUGGCUAUGAAGACCCCUUGAUUGACAAGAUCAACCAGAGAAUUGAAGAUCUCACAGGGCUGGAAAUGGACACUGCAGAGGAGUUGCAGGUCGCAAAUUAUGGCGUCGGAGGUCAAUACGAACCUCACUUUGACUUUGGAAGGAAAGACGAGCCUGAUGCUUUUAAAGAGCUCGGCACUGGGAACCGCAUCGCAACAUGGCUUUUCUACAUGAGUGACGUCUCAGCCGGCGGAGCCACAGUUUUCCCAGAUGUUGGUGCAGCAGUUUGGCCCCAAAAGGGUACUGCCGUGUUCUGGUACAAUCUGUUUCCUAGCGGCGAGGGUGACUACAGCACCCGACAUGCAGCUUGCCCAGUGUUGGUGGGCAACAAGUGGGUAUCAAACAAAUGGAUCCAUGAGCGAGGCCAGGAGUGGCGGCGACCUUGUGGCCUAAAUGAAACCGAAUGAUGACAAAUGAAACCUCCUCGUCACCUCUCUGCCCCCCUCCCCCCUUCUCCCCUUCCUUGUGACCAGAGGACACUGCCGCAGAUCACAGAUGACACAUGUGGAAACAUGGGACUCACUCCCCCUCUGCAAAACACUCCUGUUAUUCCCAGCUGUUACGCUCCGAGCCCACAGAUUGUUUGGGUUAGCGUGGAGCCCCGGGACACUGUUAGCAUUGCUGUGACAGACAUGUUCUUGAGGUUGUUGGAUGGUUUUGAGAAACACGUGUCCUUUUUUCACUCCUGGGUUCUUUCUCUGCACUCUGUUUGAACUCUAGCUCUGUGGUGAGGUGGUGUCUGUCAGGACCCCACCAUUUUAAACUUUAAAGGGACAGUUCACAUUUUUUACAUACAGGCCAGACUGAUGUAUUUUACUCAUGCACAUGGAGCUGUGGUUUGUGAGAGAAUGGAAAUACUUUCCAACAAAUAGGCCAAAAAAUCCCACAUUUUAAUCAAAUCAAGUUGUAUUUGUACGGCCCACAUUCACAAAUCACAGUUUGUCUUAUAGGGCUACAAGAAUAAUGGAAAACUACAGCUACAUCCGAUACCAUAUCAGUAACUGAAAUAUGUCAGUCUCUUUGUAUCCAUCAGGAUCCAUCAAUUAUUGUCCGGGAAAUUGGUGAAUAUAUCAAAACACAAUGUGAACGAAAUAGAAAAUUCCUGGAUCUGUUCCUUGGUUCCGGAUCAGAGCCAAAAUUUAAUGGAUUCUUUUUUUUGGCUAAUCCUUCCACCAAGUUUCAUGGUAUUCCCUUUGGUAGUCUCUGCAUAAUCCUGCUGAGAUACAAACAAACCAAUGGGCCGUGACCUUGGAAAACUUACACAAACUAAUAAUUUACACAAACUAGUUCAUUCCUUUUUUUUACAUGUUUUUCGCAAACUGUCCUUUUAAAUGACUUGGCAAUAAAAGAUAAAGAAAGUCGUCUGUGGAAGGAAUGAACGUUCUCAGCACAUAAGUGGUCAGAGAAGGAGACUUUAAGCCAAACAUCACAUCGGUUGUUGGUCUGCCUCAAAGCGUCAGUGUUUUUAACUGGUCUGAAUGGCCACACUAUUGUUAGAUUGGUUGUACUUGAACAUACCAACAGUUACAUUCACCCAAUAUGCUGCGUUCAAUUAAGUGUUUUAGUUUUCAAUUUUAAAUUGUGACGUUUUGCUCCAGUGUUUUGUACGAGCCUAAAAAACCACAGAAUCUUAUCAGACGGUGGAGCCGACUGGAUUACACCACAUUGUGCCAUAACAAGUUUAAACACUUGUUUUUCAUUAUAUCGCGACUGAUUCUGAUCUCGGUUAGUAACGGUGUCAGUAACCAACGCUUUUUUUUUUAGAGUGUGAGAAUAUAAUGGUUUUUUCAAGGAAGAAGCAUUUUAUUUAUAUGUCCCAUGUUGUUGUUUUUUGGGGUUUUGUUUGAAAUGAAAGUAAAAUUUUCUUUUUUCUACAUUAAAGACUGUUCUAUUGA